AUGGCACGGGCCUGUCUACCAGCCACCCUCAGCUUCAAGGGAGUGCUGCCUCUGCUCAAGCCCGACAAGAAGAGGGCCCUCGCGCAGUACCUCGAGGAAAGCGAGACUCGCUUGGGCCAGUUGAGGGAUGUGCUGGAGCACGUUCAGCUGGUCGAUCGAUACCGGCGGGUCAGGAGGCUGACCAGUACUGCCCGCAGGGCCGUCAAGAGGCCAGACUCGGAGUACGCGAUGCUGCUGAGGAUCGCGAAAGAAGAAAAAGCGAAGAGGGCGAUGGCGAGGCUGGUGCAGCAAGAGGCUGACUCGCUGAUGGCCCUGCAAGAGAUGAUGGCCCAGAGACUGCGAAAGGAGAGGCUGGAAGGGCUGGCGCUGGGUCUUCUACCGAGCAAGCUAGUAGAGGGCCACCUCAAGCUCACCGACGAGCGGUCUGGCAAGCAGUUCGACGUGCCUAUCCGCACCUCCCGUGAGGCAUACUUCGUGAACGCGAAGGAUCUGGAGAAGAUCAAGCACAAGGGCGCACCGCUGCGGAUGUACGACCCAGGCUACACGAACACCAUCUGCGCCACGUCGGCCAUCUCGUACAUCGACGGGGACAAGGGGCUACUGGAGUACCGAGGCUACCCCAUCGAGCAGCUGGCCGAAAAAUCUUCGUUCAUGGAAGUGACCUUCCUGCUGAUCUUCGGAGAACUGCCCUCCCGCAGCCAGCUCGAUGAAUUCUCGCGCAAGGUGAUGACCCACACCAUCCUGCACAACGACAUCGACCGGAUGAUGAAGAGCUUCCGCUAUGAUGCGCACCCCAUGGGCAUGCUCAUUGCCACCAUGUCCGCCUUCUCCACCCUCAAGCCGGAGGCCAACCCCGCACUGGCCGGCAACGAGGUCUACCGGGACGCGGGUCUACGCAACAAGCAGAUCUACCGGCUGCUGGGGCUAACCCCCUCGAUGGCGGCAAACGCCUACCGCCAUCGGAUCGGCCGGCCCUACAACCUGCCGAGCGAGAAGCUGGGCUAUGUGGAAAACUUCCUGUACAUGCUCGACUGCCUCAACGAAAAGGAGUACACGCCGCAUCCCAAGCUGGUGCGUGCUCUGGAGGUGCUGUUCAUUCUGCACGCUGAGCACGAGAUGAACUGCUCGACGGCCUUCACCCGGCACAUGGCCUCCUCGGGCGUGGAUGUCUACACCACCAUCGCCUCGGCGGCGGCUGCCCUCUACGGGCCCAAGCACGGUGGCGCCAACGAGGCUGUGAUCCGGAUGCUGUCAGAAAUCGGCAAGAAGGAAAACAUCCCUGCGUUCAUUGAAGAGGUCAAGGCCAAGAAGCGAGUGCUCAGCGGGUUCGGCCACCGGGUGUACAAGAACUAUGACCCCCGGGCCAAGAUCGUGAAGCAGGUGGCCUUCGAGGUGUUCGAGCUGACUGGCAAGGAGCCGCUCGUGGAGAUCGCGAUCGAGCUGGAGCGGAUCGCCCUGUCCGACCAGUACUUCAUCUAGCGCAAGCUCUACCCCAACGUGGAUUUCUACAGCGGAGUGAUCUACCGGGCGAUGGGGUUCCCGACGGACAUGUUCCCCGUGUUGUUCACGAUCCCCCGGGUGGCGGGGUGGAUCGCGCACUGGGUGGAGUACCAGGCGGACAAGGAGAACAACAUCGUGCGGCCGCGGCAGAACUACCAGGGCAGGGAGCGGCGGGAGUGGGUGGCGAUGGGGGAGCGGCGAGGGGGGAGCUGGGACAUGAGCGGAGCGACGACGGGCACGAACCGGCGGAGGCAGGCGUGAAGCGCAAUAUUAAAUUUUAAGGGGCGGGCAAAAGUAUAA
Messenger RNA from Hippocampus zosterae (dwarf seahorse), 1800 nucleotides. Its product is annotated as citrate synthase, peroxisomal-like. The record is from RefSeq and is a predicted model, not a curated record. The transcript has 3 exons. Gene Ontology annotation, molecular function: acyltransferase activity, acyl groups converted into alkyl on transfer. NCBI's taxonomy places the organism in Eukaryota, Metazoa, Chordata, Actinopteri, Syngnathiformes, Syngnathidae. Gene Ontology annotation, biological process: tricarboxylic acid cycle.